Molecule: messenger RNA, 917 nt
Organism: Apus apus (common swift)
Lineage: Eukaryota; Metazoa; Chordata; Aves; Apodiformes; Apodidae
Gene: IFT20
Product: intraflagellar transport 20
Exons: 4
Coding region: 202-600 (132 amino acids)
Biological process (GO): centrosome localization; protein localization to cilium; intraciliary transport
Cellular component (GO): centrosome; cilium; intraciliary transport particle B
Source: RefSeq, a predicted model, not a curated record
CCCGGUGCAGCUCCCGGCGCGCCCCGCGGGGUCGCCGUGGCAGCGGGAGGGGCCGGGAGGUUCCGGUGCCCGGAGCCGCGGGUCCCGCCGGGCCCCCCGAGCGCCGCGGGGCGGGGGUCGCGCCGCGCCCGCCGGCAGGAGAGGAGGAGAGCCGAGCCGAGCCGAGCCGCCCCGCUCCACCCCGUGCCCGCGGCCCCGGCCAUGGCGGAGGCGGCGCUGGGCGCGGCGGGCCUGCACUUCGACGAGCUGAACAAGCUGCGGGUGCUGGACCCCGAGACAGCGCAGCAGACGGCCCAGCUCCGCGAGGAGUGCAGGGUCUUCCUCGACAAAAUAGUAGAAUUUCAAAAAAUAGUGGGCAGCUUAAUUGAACUUGUUGAUCAACUGGCAAAAGCUGCAGAAACUGAGAAGAUGAAGGCCAUCGGGGCACGGAACCUGCUCAAGUCCAUGGCCAAGCAGAGGGAAGCUCAGGAGCAGCAACUCCAGGCUCUGAUAGCUGAGAAGAAGAUGCAGCUGGAAAGGUACCGGGUCGAGUACGAGACGCUGUGUAAAACUGAAGCAGACCAGAAUGAGUUCAUUGACCAAUUCAUUUUCCAAAAAUAGAGGAGUUUUCCGAUGAAACCAGCCUCACUUGGAAACUUGAUCAUUCCAGAAUCUUGAAGACUUAAAAAAUAUGCAAUUUUUCACUGUGUAUGAGUGAUGGUUUGUACAAAUGGAAGUGUCUUAAUUUGGUGUGAAUCACACUACAAGUGGCAAUAAGGAGGAGGCAAAGACUGUUCUGUCCUUUGAUUUUCUACAAGUUUUGUACAGUUCUAAUUCAGAUUAUAGUGGAAUUAAUGCUCUUGCUAUGUUUUGUCCCUCACUUUUUGAAGUGUACAGCUCUUUCAAAGAAAUUGGACAAUAAAUUAUUGUUUGCAGAC